AUGCUACACGGGGGAAUUUGCUCCAAGCUCAAGAAUGUCAGCAGCGCCUCCCCAGCCACCUUCCAGCGGCUCAUGGAUCGGGUGCUGCGGCCCCACUUUGCAUAUGCUGCUGCCUACCUGGAUGGUACGGACGCCUCGGACAGCGGGCUGGGGGCUUUCUUGUCCCAGGAGGUGAUCGGGGGUCGACCGGCCCAUGCUGUACAUGGUGGAAAAAGAUUGCCUCACCAUAAAGUGGGUGGUCAGCACCCUGCGUUAUUAUCUCCUGCAUUAUUAUCUCCGGCCUUCACCCUCUGGUUGGACCAUGCCCCGCUCCAGUGGCUCCACCGGAUAAAGGAUGCCAACGUCCAGAUCACUCGGUGGUAUCUGCCGUUACAGCCCUUAAACUUCAGAGUGGUUCACAGGCCGGGAAACCAGAUGGUCGUGGCGGACUUCCUCUCACACUAUGUGGAACCCCGGCCUGAGUCGCGCAGUGGGGAAGCCCCGGUAGAAGAGACUGAGGAGAAGUUUUUGACCAUGAAUAUGUUACCUUUGCUAGCCUGUCUUUUGCCUCUAACAUCGGCAACAGUUGUUAAAGAUUUUAAUGACAUCGAGAGAUGCAAGGACUCCCUGUAUAUGGGGACACCACCACGCGGAUUCACCGAGACCAAACUGAAGAAGAUCUGCCAACGUUACGAAGAAAAGCCUCGCUUUGUGACCCUGUACGACCCCCAAAUGCGGAUUCCAGUUUACUCAGCUUACACCUUCAAGAAAACAGAGGGAGACAGACGAGUGGACUACCCUUGGAUGUAUGAGCCACAGCUGGCAGAGAUUGAUGGGAAUGGAAACAUGCAGCCCUUCCCCACUGGCUACCAGCACAUGAAGUUUGAGGACAGCCAGGCAGUCCUGGAUGACUUCUCUGAAGUGGUCCUGUAUGAGAGAGGUCACCUGAACCCUGACCAGCACCAGUCCAUGACACACGACCGUGCUGCCACCUACACUCUGACCAACGUGGUCCCGCUGAUACGCGAGUUCAACACUGGGCCUUGGCGUGAGUAUGAGGAGCAGAUCCGCAUCCGCCUGAACAACUUUUGCCGCGGCACGGCUUACAUCGUGACCGGAGUGACCACCAGAGGCCAAAUGAUCCGCCGAAACAACCAGGACCGCAUAGCCAUCCCCGAAGAAGUGUGGUCUGCUUACUGCUGCCCCGACUUCGAUCAAAACGCACCUCACGAUGUUCGCGUCUACUUCCCGAACUACGGAGUCUUUGCCAAGAACGCCAAAGAAGGCAACAGCGUGCACGAGAUGUCGGUCCAGCAACUUGAGAUCCUUCUAAAAAAACACAUGCCUGUUGACCAGAACCUUCAGCUCUUCUAUGACAACUGCGAAUCUCCCUCACCCCUCCCUCUUUACCUCCAAAAUACUAACUAAAGGCUCUGUGUGUGCACGUAGGUUUUUUCUUACAUUCAAGUUAACAUGGAUAAUAGUCUUUCCGUGCAUUGGGGUAAAAAUAUCAGAUAUUGUCAUAAUUCUAUGUAAUGUUAAUUUAAAAUUCCUCUUGCAGCUCAGAUAUUCUUUAGGGUAAAAUAAGAGUUGGUUGUACACCUAAAAACCUUUUUGGAUGAAUUUCUUCUUUCAUUAUUUCUCAUUUACAAUUUUUUUUAAAAAGGAAGCAUUUUUCAGGAGAACUGCUCUGUUGGGAGAGGGAUUAUAAUACUGAUGUGUGGGAGGUUAUUCAAAUUGGCUCAUUUAAUAAAAAAUAUA
Messenger RNA from Cottoperca gobio, 1740 nucleotides. RefSeq lists its product as uncharacterized. The record is from RefSeq and is a predicted model, not a curated record. Gene Ontology annotation, molecular function: metal ion binding; hydrolase activity; nucleic acid binding. Lineage: Eukaryota; Metazoa; Chordata; Actinopteri; Perciformes; Bovichtidae.